AUGGCAAUUAAAUGUAAGCAUUCUGACCAUUCGUCUGCGGAAGAUCAGGUCAAAUAUCAGAAGAUUCAGGCUGAAGAAGAUCAAAACAGUAAAGAAAGUGAAGGUAAGGAGUAAAAGUGGAUGAGACAUUGUUGUAAACUAAUUGAAAGCAAUGUUUGUUUACAAUUUGUCAGAAAACUGUCAUGAAUCCCGAACGGAAGUUGUGUACCUAUGACCUUGCAUUCAUACUUUUCCUUUCAGUAUAUUUAAAUUUUCGUCAAUCUCUCUGCCAAAUGUGUCACUCUUUUUGCCAUUAUUUUAAGAACCUGGUUGCCUAUGUAUAUUAAAUAAGUGGUUUUCUUUGCUUAGGGUAUCAACGGCUUAUUGAGAUGUACACUGUUAUUUUCAUUUGUAUUUUGUCAUGAAAUGUUUAGUUUUGUUAUGUAUUUUUGGAAAGUUGAUUCCUUACCACGAGUUGAUAGUAUCAUGAACAAUCCAUUCUGAAGUAAAAUUGACAUCAAACUGCAGAUGAAGCUUUAAGAUAACAUUGAUCUUCCAUUAGUUUCUCAUGAAAUGUUUGGUUUCUUAUAUAUUUUUUGAAAGUUGGUUCCUCACCACGAGUCAAUAGGAUAAUGAAGAAUCCGUUCUGAAUGUAAAAUUGACAUUGAAUUGCAGAUGAAGCUUAAAGAUCACAUUGAUGUUCCAGCAGUUUCUAUGUACUUUGACACAAGUGUGACUGAAAAUCUUAAUUAUUUAUUUUCAUCAGGAAUGCAUGCAAGAAAAGAUUUUUUACUAUUUAGGGUUCACAUUUUGUGCAUAUGAACAAGGAAGGUUUAUAAGCUGAAAACUGUUAUGCAAGUAAAGAUGUGUCACUAACCUGUAUCAGAAGGAUACAAGUUACUAGUUACACCAGUUUUAACCAACUAUUGGUACUUUUAUAUCAAGGUGCGGAAAAGGCAGGAGAUACAUAUGACCUAACCCAUCUGAAGCAUGACUGGUAUGAUAAGGUGGGUUUAAAUUUAAAAAAAUGUUUUUGAGGAAGAAUGGAGUGUUAACCAGGACCUAAACAUUUUUUCCUGUCUGUCAAUGUACUACUGAUUCCAGUAUGCAAUGUUUCAGAUGUUUUUUCUAAAUUUGUAAGAUAACAACACAGGAAGGGCAUAGAUAAACUGAUUCCAGUAUGCAAUGUUUCAGUUGCAUUUUCUAAAUUUGUAAGAUAACUACCCAGCAAGGGCAAAGAUACACUGUAUGAAUUUUUUUUUAAUUGAGAAAAACAUCAAGCAAUGUGCCAUUAGAGAAAGGUGGGCAUCAUAUUUUAAAGUAAGGUCUCCAAAAUUUCCUUAUUAGCUUUUUCAUCACCAAGAAAAGAUACUAUCACAGAUUCUUAUAUCUUGUAAUCUGAAGUUUUCCUCAUUCCUCUUCUUUCUUCUACAGUUAUAUGCAAUUAUUGGAUGCAUGCUAAGUUGAAUAUAGCAAUCUUCAAAGUUCAUGUAGGGUCAGCAUUUUUUGUGUUCCUUGAAAGGAUUUUCCUUUGGCUUAUGUAGGAAUAUCAGAAACUUAUAUUUUGCUUUUUUAAUAAUUUUUUUCAUAACAUGGUAAAUGCCAUCAUCAAAACCCUUACCAGUGUCUUUGUGGUCCAAUGGUAUAAUUUGUGAUUAUACUUUUAAAGUCCCUGAUGUUGCUUCUCGUUAAUUUAGCAAAGUGUAUUUUCAAAUAAUACAAUUGCCCAUGUGUGUGUACUUCACAGAAUAUUUAUGAACUGUUGUAUAUCUACCUGCAUCACUCUGUAGUUAGCCUAAAGAAAAUAAUUGGAAAUUUUAGAAGGGAAUUAAGCAAACUAUCAUUUGAAAUAAAAUAGAAAGUGCAAAGGGACAGAAAAGAAGGAGGGAAAACCCAAAGAGGAAGAAGGCUUGCUUGAGUAACACAAGUCACUGUUCCAUGACUGUGUGUUUUUUACUGGAUGCAUUUGUAAACAGUACAUUGGUACCAACAGUAGAACCCUGCUAACAAACCUCCUGGUAACUCAUUCAAGAUCAGAUUUUCCCAUGACUAAAUUUUCCAGUCAUUUACUAUAAGCUAACUUAAGACUUUCUUUGUUUCACUUGGGAGUUUGAAUGUACAGGGUUUUACUAUAUCUUAGCCAGCACUGAAGAGUGAUACUGUAUGUUGUUUGGUCCCAUACACCUGUAUCUUUGAUGUUUUCAAACUUCCAAAAUUUCUUGGUUUUUGAGACAAGAAUUGUCUUGACUUUCAUUUUCUAAUUCUGUUUCUUUCAGGGUGAAUUUGUUAUUGUCCAUGUGUAUAUCAAAAAUUUUAUCACACUUGAUACAGUCCUUUAUGAAGAUGAACUUGGAGUUAAAUUUUCCACCAGGUUUGUUAUCACAUGUGUCAAUAAUUUUUCUCUAUGCUUUCAGCACUCAAAGUUGGAACCAUUUUGGUCACCAUGGCAAAUGAAAUAUGUAUUUGGUGACUAAAAUUUUGACAGUAUUGUUGUUUACUGGUUGAUGCAAUUACUUUGGAUGUUGGUUGUUGAACUCUAUCAAUUAAUUUGUUUUACUGGAUAUAUCCACAGGGAAAAAUCAUUUCUAAAGAUGUACUCUGGUACAUCAGAAAGGACUUUGUUUUUAUGGAAUCUUCGACUCAGGUUUGCCACAGAUAAUUUUUAUAAAUUUAUGGUAAUUUGAGUGACUGUCUUCUAAUGUCUUCUUCAGUACAUAUCACCCACAAAUCAAAUGAGCAUGUAUGUAAAGUGGUGGAAAUAAAUGAAAUAAUCACUAAUUUUAGGAAUCUCUUGAUUGUCAAACAAAUUCUCCUUGUUACUUCCAGGGGGAAUGUAAAAAGAACAGUUUGGAGAAUAUGAUUACCAAUUUUAGGUUGUAAAGUGUUCAAACUUGACUUUGAUUUAUUCUAGUGCUGUGUAUUUUGAGCUCUGUGGCUACUUUUUUUAACAAUUUUUUAUCAAAGCCUGCAAGUCACUUUGUUUUUACUUAGAACCCUUGAUGCCUACAUGUACAUGUAGACACCAUGUACACCUGUAGUGUGACAACACAACAUCUACUGUCCUGUAGUGUUUAGUGAUCACUGACGACAAUUUACAAAUAAUUUUCUUUUAUGUUACCCCCACUGAUAACAGAUCACUGACGAUUAAACUUGAGUCACAGAACGAUACAUUUAACACUAUUGAGUGAUUAGUAUUCUGUGAUAGAAGAGAAAUUUUGUACUCUGCUUUCCAUUAUAAUUACUAUAAUCACAUCACCUGUGAAUGAAAGGAAGCCUUUCUCCAAUGUUGUCUUUGUUAUGGUCCAAAACAUUUUAGGGUGAUUGUUCUGAAUUCAAGAGAUAAGGAUUUUAGUCUAGUCAUGUUGUCUGUACUGGUUUUGUCUUAUUUUUCUUCAACUAUGCAGAGUAGUUGUUUAUGAUGGCUUUGUCUUGUUUUUUUUCUCUGACUGUGCAGAGGGAAAGUUGAUGUGGAAACCUCCCAGAGCAGAGUUUCAAAAGCCUUUCUUGAAUUUUCAUUAAAAAAGACAAGUCCUGGCCGAUGGAGUGGUUUGACACAGCCACAUAUCCCAGGUAGAUAGAGUAGAUACUGUAGAUAUCCAAGCUUGAUCUUAUCUUGCAGUGCUAACAGGCACAUUUUUGAGAAUAUGGAAUAUAUUUUGACAAAUAUAUUCUAUAUUGUUGUGUGUCUGUUCAGUAAUGGAUUACAUAUGGACUCAAAAUAUGGUAUGAACAAAAACAUGGCACACAGGGUGCAUUUGCAUGUGUCACCCAUGUUCUCACAACGUUUUAAUGUUUUCUGUGAUAUAUUACUUUAGAGAACCAUGGCAACAUGGAAUCUAUUUGUUUUAUACAAUAGAAAAGCAAAAGCUUAUAGUGGUGACCUCAUCCACACAUGUCCUCUUAUAGGGUAUUGGUUAGAACUGAUCAAAAUGUGUGUAGGGUUCAGCUUAUCAUAUAGUUAAUUUUAAUUUACUUACCUCUACUUACUUUAACUGCUAGAGAUCAUGCUGACUAAGUUGUCUUCCAAAAGUUUGUCAAAGAUAUUGUUGUCAUACUGAAGUUAAUCUUCAACUCCCAAGAUCAAAUUGUUAAUUCUCCCCUCUAGCUGCAACACAUUUCCUUGUAAGUAAGUUACAAGAAUUUGAUCAAGGUAACAACUUCUACCUGAUAAGUUUGAGUAUUCUCAUUACCUGCUUGCAGGUUAAUGUAUGGAUAUUGUAGGGAGAAGUUACAUUAAUCUCUUCUGGGAGUUGCACUGUAAAGGGUUAAAAUGAAAUUACACUCAAAUGUAAUACACCUUACUAAAAUGUCAUUUUUUCAUUUCUUUUUUUCAGGAAAUUUAGAGAAAAGUGAUUUGUCAAUUGAUAGGCCCUUCAAACAGCUAUUUAAAAUUGGAAACCAUGAUAUGUGUCCUGGGUCAAUGUCCAAAGAACCAAUAACCAAUGGGAUUCAUGAGAAUUGUAACAGUGGAAAGAACACUGAGGCUGCUCUGCCAAAUGAAUCAACAAAGAACAUAGCUAUGGAAAGUAAAGAAAAGAUAGGUGAAGAAGUUGUUACCAGACCUGAGGAAAAACUUCCUCAAGGUGGGCAUUCUGCGACAUCAAAGGAACCGGACUGUCCUUUGACAAGUGGGUCUUCUGUGUCUGAGAAUCCUUGUGACUCCUGUGGAUCUUCAGAUAAGGAAAGUGCCAACCUAGGUUUUGUUGAGGAAUGUAUACCAGGAGCUGUUGAUAGCGAUGACCUAUUGGAAAAUUGUGAUUCAAAAACUUCACCGCAAUCUCAACCUCUGUCAAAAGAUCGUGAAAUUAGAACUCCACAUGCACACAAUGAAUCAUCAAAUGGGAAUGCAACUUCAGACAGACCUGUGGAAACAGAGGAGACAGAUCAGGAUCUGUACUCUCAGGUUCAACAUGUGGCAGGGACCUCUACUGCAGAAAGUCUGACAACUUCAUUCAGUACUCUUUCCACUUCUGUGCAACCUAGUACAUCAACGUCAACCCUUCCUUCUGUGUCACCAUUUGACUCAAAUUUUAGAUCAGCAGGAGAGACAACCGUACCUCCACCACCUCCCAUACCACCUCCUCCUCCAUCAUACACCCCUGCUGUGCAGGGAUGUGGUGAUGGCCAAGUUAAAACUGGAGUUAUGGGUGGAAACAAAAGUAAUAUUAAUGACCUUCCCUUCAGUGACGCCAUUAAAGCAGCAACAUCCAAGGGUGCUAGUGGCAGUAGUUUUGAUGAUGAUGAUGAUUAUUAUUCUGAUCAGGAGUUGUCCUAUUUCGGCCUCACAGGGUUGGAAAACUUGGGAAAUACCUGUUAUUUGAACUCCAUAAUCCAAUGCUUAGCUAACACAAGACCUCUUAGGGACUUCUUCCUUGGUAAGUUUUGACAAUAUUGUACAGGUAUCCAUCAACCACUACUGUUUGUGGCUCAAAUGGAUGCUAGAAACCCUGUAAAGUUACUAAUUUACACACAACUCACACCAUCAUGCAUUAUUUUCUGAUUUGCUCAAAUCCACUUGUAAAAUGUGAAAUUGACUUUAGUUAGUAACUGAUUGGAUAUCACAGUCAAGAUUAUGAUGGUUGGGAUUGUUGUAUACUCAGGUGAACAGUUUAAAGAGGACAUAAACACAGAAAAUCCAUUGGGCACAGGAGGAAAGCUUGCCAUCAUUUUUGCCAACCUAAUGAGUAACUUGUGGUCUGGAAAGGAUAGAUCUCUAUCACCAUACAAACUAAAGGUAACCAAAAUAAAAAAGAAUAGGUAUGUGUACAUGACUGGGUAUAUCUUUGCCAUUCCUUGCUAACCAGUUUCAUUAUUGUUGUUUUUAUUCAUGCUGUUUUGGUGUUUUUCUGCUCAAACAGAUGGUUGUUUUAAAAUUUUUUCUCUCUUAAUAAAUCUGUCAAAAUAACUUACUGUAAGUUGUCCUGUAGAUUGUUGAAAACUGAAAGAAUGGAGUGCAAAGACAAUUAUACUUUUUUUUUAGACCAACACUGGCAAGCGCCUCCAGAGUUUUGUUCACUCUUCCUGAAUUAAUACCUCACUGAACAUUUCUUGUAGGGAAUUGUGGGUGAGAAAGUCUGUCAGUUCAAAGGGUUUAUGCAGCAGGAUGCUCAGGAAUUCAUGGCCUUUUUAUUGGAUGGCCUUCAUGAGGUAAAAGAUGUAAACAAUUUUUUUUCUGGAACCUCCAGUAGGUGUAGUACAUAAAGCAACCUUACAUGUUUUUUCAAAGCAAUCCAUAUAAGGAUUUUGAUGAGUCACUCUCAACUGUUAGUAAAAUAAUAAAUUGUAAACCUGUAUGCUGCAGAUAAAUUUGAAACCAUUUGCUCUAAAUCCUACACAUCCUGUGGCUUUUAACGUGCAUGGGAUAAUUUUUUAGGAUCUUAAUAGAGUUAAGGAGAAGCCCUAUGUGGAAGAGGUGGAAGGAGCUGGGAGGCCUGAUGCUGAAGUUGCAAAUGAAGCGUGGAAGAGAUACAAGAGCAGGAAUGAUUCAGUGAUUGUAGAUUUAUUCCAAGGACAAUUGAAAUCCAAACUCACUUGCCCAGUGUGUAAGAAGGUUAGUUUGGAGAAUGGUGGAGUCGAUUGAAGUGGACUUCAAUGAUCUUUAAGUCCAUCAAAGAUGCACACUCGAAAAACUUUCAACAAAAGUACUUUGUUCCAAAGAAAGAAUGGGAGGCUGCUGUGAAAAGGAUACUUUACACGUAAUUCUUUCCACGUUUCAUGCAACCACCACAUUAUGCACUACGUGUAUAUGUUUUGAUUGGUCAAUUUAGCUGGUAGUAUUGUAAAAUCAGAUAUAUUUAAAGUUAAGAGGAAUUUUGUUUUCAAAAUUUCUCCGUUUUAAUAGUCAACUGUUCUUACCUGUUGCAAGCAGAUGGAAAUUCAGAACUUUUGUUUCCUUUAAAUUGUGCGUUAACAUGUGCUAAAUAGUUGAAAAUUAGUCCAAAUGGAUUUGUUUUGCUGUCAACAUGUAUGAGUCAUUCAAGCCUUCUAAUCAUUUCCUGCUCCCUUUAAUUUAGGGGCAACUCAGUCUAUGAAUUGCAGAACUCAGUUUAUGAGAAAUUGUAUACAAUAAAUCACUUAUUUAUUUAAAUUUGUUUUCUAGAUUUCUAUAAAAUAUGAUCCCUUUAUGAAUCUGUCUGUACCACUGCCAAAAGACCAGAAAAAGCUGCCUGUGUAUGUUUUCUUCAAAAACUACAACAGAGUUCCUCUCAAGGUAAAGAGGGGUGUAAGGUUUAAUUUUUCAUGGAUUUAUUUUCUCAAAACCAAACUGGCUUCAAAAACUUUAAACCAGGGGAAAAUAAAAGUGACACGUACAUGCUUUAAUUCAAAUUUUUAUACAUUGAUUUUUUUAUUAUUAUUGUACAUUAAUAUGCUUUAAUUUUAUUUGUCAGGUGCAAACCAAUUUCACCAUUGAUUUUUUAUUUAGUUUUGUUUAUCUGUUAGUAUUAACCAUUGAGUUUUUGAUAUACACUGUAAAUGAAUCUUUCAGUGUCCUCUGUCGUUGUUUAAACUGACGUGUCCAGUUUAGACACAAAUGGGUAACUUUUUCGUUUUCAUUUUAGAUUGGGGUGAAAGUCGCUCUGGAAGCGAACGUCGAGCAGUUAAAGUCUGCCGUAGAAAGAAUUACUGGAAUUCUACCUGAUCAUGUAAGUGACUGUUUUUGUAAGCACGGUUACUGAUAAACCAACCGUGUAGGUGCACUGUAGACGAUUGUUAUUUAAAAACGUUCAUGUAAAGUAAGAGUAUUUAAAGCAUCUCAAAGUCUGUCAAAGGGAUAACGUGUGUAAAAAUGCUUAAAAUGUCUCUCCUAGCGAAGGUUAGCCAUGUUGCAAGUUAACGAAUCGUCUCGCAUCAGUGAUAAAAACUCUCUUUCUUCCACACGCCACGGUUCGCUUACGUCAAUCUCUGACGCCUCAUUCAAGCUAUUGUUGUUUGGAAACACAGGGGUUUCGUUAGCAGUCGGUUUGUCGGGUAGAUCUAUCCGUUUGUAAUGUGCUGGCUACUCGUUUGUAGCUGUUAGCCCUUUGUUAGAGCGACUUCAAGGGCUGCCGCUCGAAACGUCAGCCUUUAAACUCUUUACGGUAGCCAAUUUACGUUUUCAACUCAGUUGAUAACACUAAAUCACCCUGUUAUACUCUCCCACAGACGCAGCACCAGUUUCUCUAAAAACUUGCCAGCUUGCUUUUAUAACUUACUCAUUUGCACCAUGAUUUUAAAGAAACGACCUAACAAAAAUUAAUGCGCAACUUUAUACUACAAUUAGCGGCAGACUCCCUUGGUAUACUUGUUUCAAGACGAUAACUUCACAUAAACUGUACAUAAAUGUGUCCUUUUUGUUAUUACUGUUACACAGAUGAGAGUUUAUGAAGUCUUUAGAGGGAAAUUUCACCGCGCAUUUGAAAAAGCAGCUAGCUUGUCUUCUCUGAUGUCAAAUGACAUUAUAGUUGUGUAAGUACUCAUUAGGGUUAAUUCAGAGGUCUUAGUGAGCAGGAUCCUCGGAAAGUUUGGAAGAGAUAGCUUGGUUUCUCAAACAUGUGGCUUUUAAUUAUUACUUGUUAGGGUUAAAUCUGAAAGCUUAGUGGCCAGGGUCCUCAGAAAGUUAGGAAGAGAUAGCAUGGUCUCUCAAACAGGUGGCUUUUAAUUCAGGUGACAUAGGUACGAAGUCCCCGGAGGAGAAGGGGUUGGGUUCAUAUUCCGCCAGUGAACGUUUGGAAAUUUUGGGGCUUUGAAGUUUAUUGUAUAUACACACUCUCAUGUAUGUAAAGUACUACAAUGUGGCAGUUAAUUGCCAAGGAAAAAGGGAACGCCCCUGCUUGAAAUACGAAGAGAAUCUAAAACAGUGGGAGAAUGUAAGCGAAAAUUUUAUCGGUAGAUUGUGACGCUCAAGAAAUAAGUGUGAUUGUAAGGUUUUUUGGACAGUAAUCGAAUUUUCUUACAAUUAGUUGUUCGCUAAAAGAGAAACCCUAGCAUUAAUCCAGUUGCAAUGUGUUGAUACUGUGUUUGUGCCUAUGCAGAAAUUAGGAAGCUUUUCGCAGUGUAGAAACGCCAUUUUGUACGUUAAGCUAGUAGUAUGUCUUUACGUUUGUCAGAUCGAAGGUGCUUAUACUGUGUUUAUUUCGUUGUAGUUAUGAAGUGCUCAGUGAAGAGGAGGCGGGCGAACCAGUGUAUGAAGUACCAAUAAUACAGGUAUCACCUCUAAGUUCCGAAAGCUAACCCUCCGGACCGACUAUAAUAGAUUUCUCUGUAAAGUAUGCUUGAGACGAGGCAUACUCUCCGGAAUUGUAACUGUCACGGUUUUAAUAUGCACUGUCCACAGGGCAGUGUAGUCUGGCCCACUUCUGGUAUUAUGGCAAAUCGUUGUACAGGCUUUGGUUUUUGGGGAGAUCGACCAAACGAUAGCCCCUUUAAAGUAGAUUUUUUCCAUUCUUUCUUUCCCUUAAUCCUCUUGGAGGAGGGCAACUUAAGGAUCUCUCGAGUUUGCUCGCAAGGAAAAAGACAAAUAAUGAUAUUUAAAACAAAAACGACAGUCGAAGUAAAAGGCAGAUAGAAAUGGUUUGUUGAUGGCUUAUUGGCACGAGAGAGAGUUUCUUUGAGAUGAAAUAAAACUUAGAGUUCGAGCAGGCCGGUGUUAUUUACUUAUUUUAUGUUUUUAUUUUCGCAGAGAACAGUGUGCCCACGAGUGAUGCCCUCUCAUUGUGCGAGCUGUUACAAGCGCCCGGGGCCCAAUGACACCCUACGGAGAUGCACUCAAUGUUGGGGAAUAGGAUAUUGUAACCAGUAAGUCAAAGGAAAAAAGAAUGUUUUAUUGUCUUACUUCUCUGUACCUUGAGGUAUUCCCUUCUUUUCCAUAGCGCAUCCUGCUUACGCUUCAUUUUCAUGCGUGAGCAGCGCGUGCGCAAGAACAAAAUGGCAACUUUCAUCACAGUGUUCUCAUGCGCCAACAGUCGGUGUUUUUAGCCAGUUACUCGUUUUUGAAGCGCGAACCAUUGCUGCAUAGAAGGAAAGAAAUUGUAACGAUCUGAGAGAAAUUUUAACCUUUGCUGGUUAGUGACUUUUUAUGGCUGUCUACUCAACUGAAAAUUUUCUGUAGAGGACAGUUAUUCUGAUUAUGGCCGGAUGUCCGCCAGGGAUGUAAAUCGCGAUUUUCUCGUAAACGAGUUCAGUGGCCCGUAAUCAACAGGUGCGAGGGGAUAGGGAUGGAUGAAGAGGACAGGGGGACGUGAUGCGAGGAGAUAGAAGUCAUUUUAUCAACCACUCUUUUUUGUGUUAUGCAGACGAUGUCAAAAAGAUCAUUGGACAGCUCAUAAAAAGGUCUGCAAAAGGCUACCUCAACCCAUUGGAUUGCCCUUCGUCAUCAGCAUUCCUGCUUCAAAGGCCACCUUCAAACAACUACAAGUUAUGGCUGAAGAGUAUGCUAAGUAUGUCGAAUCUUGACUUUUUACUUCCAUUUUGAUAUGGUUGUUGUUGUUUUUUUGCAUUUCACUGCACUGCAUCAAAAGUUAUAAUUAUGAUUUUCAAUCGGAAUUUCUGCUACUUCCUUGUAAAUGACGGGCAUAUCAGGUUUAGUCUGACAGUACUAAAAAGGGGCCGCCACUUAAUGCUAAGGUGGAAAAACACGUGGGAGACAUUUUUUUCACUUGAAUUACCAAGAUACGGCACAUAUUAAUAUGAAUGAGCAUUGAAAUGUUUUGUUCUCGUUUUUUUUCCGUUUCUGUUUUUAUGUUUAUUUUUGUUUUGUUCUGUUUGUUUUUUUGCGGCAGGUAUUCAGUAAUUAUUCAGCCUGGUGAUAGUAGCCAGCAGAAUUCGCCAACAAAAGGUGACACAUCUACCUCAAGAGUUGACUCUGGUGAGUCAAACGACGAGAAAAUUGUUUUAUAUCUGGGUUGAAAUGUUGCCUUAUCAUCCUGUGCCAACAUUGUCUCUGGUGCAAAACCUCUACCUCUGAGCUCGAGUAUAUCCGUCGAUCGUCAUGCAUUCCUUAGAGUCACCAUCUACAACAUAACUUUCUGUCAACAAACAGUGUUCUACCUAAGGGAAUAGCAUGUAUUUUGGCCCCACAGGGUAUCUAAAAGGUUGCUGCUUGUAUUCAAUUGAAUCCUUAACCUUCUCAUUACGUUAACUUGUUCCCGUUGCUAAGGCAUUGACGAAAUCGUUUGAAUUCUUUCUUUAGGCGUUACCUGUGUGGUGGGUCCCCUUAAAGGCAACAUGCCCAAGUUCUACAUGAAGCCUGUCACAGCGUUUGGAGAUGCUCUCGUUGGACAAGAGGGAAAUCGCCUUUCAGAUGAAGGUACAUUAAAUUGUUUGAGGCAUUUGUAAAGAGCGUUGGAACAUGAAAAAAUUCUGGUUUCCCCACGUAUUGUCAAACCUUAGACCUUCUGAUUUUGUGCUCGGCGAGAAUUACACAUACCUCCGUGUCGAGUAAGGGGUAAUACCAUUUGAUUCAUGUGAAAAAGAAUAACAACAACAAAAAUAGAAAUAACAACUUGAACAACAGCUAGGGCAUCGUCAUCAUCAGCAAAGGCUGUUUUAAAUGCUUUUUCAAUGGCUCUUUCUUACUACAAAAUAAAAGGAAAACGUAAAAAAGGGUCGUGUUGUACCAUGUAACAAUAAUCUUUUUUACUGCAACAGGAUCAACGCCGCUGAAUUUGGAAAACAAAUACAUUUCAAUUGACUGGAGGAAUUAUCCACGAUCACCGGAUUUUGUUGACGUGGACGAAAAAAAAGACUGGGUAUGUUAGGACCUAACUUGACCCUUAAACUCCCGUGAGAGACCAAAACAGAAUUUCUCUUUACAAUAUCUAUACAAUAUCAAACAGAGAAGUGACGAGAAUAAGGAAAAAUAUCAAUUUAAGAGAUUAGUAGUUGAUCCAACACUAAAUUCUCCGAACUAACAUCAUAAGGCUUGUAUGGCAGACAGUGAGGAGAAUUAAGGAGAUCUUGGGAGUGAAAGAGUUAAACGUACAGUUCUAUAUCACCAGUUCGCUAUGCUUUGUUUUGAGUAUCUGUCUCCACUUGAAAGUGUACGGGAUAUACUUGACAAGAACACAUGUCACACACUUUCAGAUGUUAACUUCUUGUUAUUUUUUAAAGUUAUUUUCAGGGUUAGCCUUAACUAAAUGUUUCCGAGAGAGAAUUGUUAAAAUAUUAUUUUGCUGAAAACGUAUCAAUAUUCUGUUGAAAGCAAUAAUUUGAUGAUUUCGUCUAGCAAGAACGGUUUCGUCAGUGGUAGCUCAUCAUGGGUAUAUUUGUCGCAUUUACUAGCCUUUUUCACUUUAUUUCAGGAUUUCGAAGAACAUCCGUCAUUCAAAUCAAUAAUGAUGUCAGGUGAAUAGUUGCCUUGAUUAUUUUUGACUCGAGUUUUUCAAAUGUUUUGUUACAAAGCGUUUUCAAAUCCACUUUAUUACACUGAAAGAAAUAUUUCUCUUCUUUCUUCAGAGCCGUACAGUUGUUCUUUAAAACAGUGUCUAGAGCUGUUUACAGAACCCGAGACAUUGAGUGAAAAUGACGCUUGGUAAGCCGGCUUUCCUCUUAGGAAUGUUGCUCGAGUGUCUCGAUGGUUUGAUGGCUUUUAUGGUUAACGGUUACAAUUUUUAGCCAUUUUAUGACUAACAGUACAGCUCCCUUCCAUUGUACAUUAAAGGAAUAUUUUUACGGUUAACUUUUUUUUUUACUACCAACGAUUAAAAUGUGUCAAAUUUUACACCUAACGGCUAAAUUAUUUGGCGCUUUUAUGGCUAACGGUUAACGCCACUGAGACCCUCUUGCUUUCGCCGUUGAUAUUUACAAAGCAUAUGAAAUCUGCGUACGAAAUUGACUGUUGCGCAUGUGAGUAAGGCUUUGCUCGCUGAUUUGCAGGUACUGUCCUCAGUGUAAAGCCCAUCGUGAGGCCACUAAGCAGUUGUCAGUGUGGCGUUUGCCGGAGAUACUUAUCAUUCACCUGAAGAGAUUCUCCUUCCGGAACAUCUUGUUUAAAGACAAGAUAACGAAAUUAGUCGAGUUUCCGUUAAGGUUGGUGAAUUUAUUUAUACGUUGCAUGAGAACUAGCGACAUCCAUGCUUUUUUAAGGAAUGUUCUGAUAACAUUACCCGCAGUUAAGUGAAAUUUUGCGAGACUAUUUCAUCUGUUGUUACUUUUUUUUCCGGUUGAGAUGAUAUUUCAAACAAGUCGGGUCAGAGCCUUUUUCUUUUAUGAUGUUGUCUCACUCGUGUUAUCUCCAGUUAUCUCUCUUCUGAGAGUGUUUCGUAAUGUAAUAAAGCAAGGCGCAGCCAGUUCUCUGACACUUUCUUUGUUUUAUGAAGCUUUUGUCUCCGUUGGCAAAGCUAAAUGUCUUAGCUAAGGAUUUAGAAAAGUUUUUAUAUUUCCGAUCAUUAGAGAAACUUUUUUUUUUUUUUUCGUCGCCGUUAUGUUAGGGGCCUGAACAUGUCUCGCUUCACUCUUGGUAAAGAUGACAACGAAGAAUCAUUGUACGAUUUGUUUGCCGUUGCUAAUCACAGUGGAACAGUCAGCUUUGGUCAUUACACCGCAGUCGGUCGGCUGGCAGAGGCAGACCAUCCUACCAACGGACUGAGUCGUGAUGGCUUGGGUUUGUACACACAUUGUUGCUCUCACGUUGUGUGGGAAUGGAUAGGGCGGGAAAGGGGGUCGAUGUACACUGCGUGAAUGGUGCUAAAAAUAAUUGAGUGUCUAAGUCGUUGCUUUUGAAGUUUAAUAAUAUACAUGAAAAAAUUACUCAGUUCUGAUUGGUUAAGAUAAAUGCAGUUUUCAGGUAAUUCAGUGCAGAAGAGGGUUAAUUCAGUGCAAAGAAAGAAACAAAUCAGACAUUCUGAUCGGUCAAUAAUCAAAGAAACUCACAGACAGCCAAUCAAAUGCGAGCCUUGGAUGUCGCAACAAAUUUGAAAAUUUGCGAGCGAAACAAUGGCUGGCGUUUUAGGUAGGUUUCCUUUCGCCACCGCGGCUGAAAAACAGCUCAAACAACGAAAACACUGUAAAAAGCACUGCUUUUUGGUUGUCGGUUUGGAAAAAGUGGUGUUUAGAGAAGAGAAUUGCCAAGGAAAUCGAAAAUUACAAACCGACCCAGCUUAACACUUUGCUCGAGCAAUCCAACGCCGAAAUUAAAAACAAACAUGGUUAAACCUCGGAAACGACGGUUCCAUUUCAUCGAAAGUGAUUCGAACACAGACUGAACAAUUCCUUGAACUGUUUAGCCGGACUUUGAACUCUUUUGUGCCUUGAAGAUGUGAAGAUAUCAUUGCAUAUUAUUGUUUUGAUCGUACGCGGUUGUUUUGACCGAACGCACAGUUUGAAUAAACUAUUUUUGCACUUGAUGCGCGUGCUUUGCUUAUGCUUAAUGAUGAUAAGCCAUCUCGUAUUUUUUCAUGUUUAUUAUAAACACGUAAUCACAUGACUUUUCUUGAGCAAUUUGGAAUAAAUAAGCACUUAUUAAUUUUUUCAAAGACCGCAAAUUGCACUCGCCCUACGGGCUCGUACAAUUUUAUUAGUCUUUUAAAAAAUUUACUCGUGCUUAUUUAUUCCAAAUUGCACUCGAAAUCAUGUGAUUACCUAUACAAACAUAUUUGAUUAUUAUGGCAAAAUCAGCGAUCAAGACGACGUUGAGAAAUAAUGACGACUAUGACAGGUUGAGAGAUUUAAAACCACGCUUGCUUGAGCAGUAGUUCAACUUUAAGAAGCGCAACAACUGCCAACGUUUUUGGGUCUAGUGUUUUAUUUAAAUGGCACAGUGGCGAGCAUUAGAUACGUAGCCUUAAGCAGUUGUGUAGGGCUGAAGUAGGUCAGAGAGUAAUCCCGAGCGUAAAGAGCGGAAUGAAGUAUAGUAUGCCCUGCCCUAGUAGCAAGUGUUACGUAAUUUGCAGCUGUAACCUGGUGAAGGUGUAUCUGUGAUAUGUGUUUUGUUUUUGUAAAAAUCAAUUUAACUUGCGUCUUUUCACCUCACAGUACUUGGUUUUACUGAUUUUCAUCUCAUUUCCACAGGUUGGCGUUAUUUUGAUGACCGGCAUGUCACGGAGACCCAUGAGGAACGCGUCGUGUCCAAGUACGCUUACGUGUUGUUCUACAAACGGCGGCCCACUGCUAAUGACUUUGUAAAACAACUUAGCACCCUGGAGCAAGCUGAAGAAGCUGAACAAGCUGUUGAUACCAAAGAAGAAAGCCUAGAGGACAUUGACGAGAACGAGCUAGAUUGAAGUACAUUUGUAGAGUACCUUGUGUAAAUGGCUCACUAAAAAGUACAACCUGUAACCCCAUGUAGAUGGAUAUCUUAGCGCUAGGUUACUAUGUAUAACAAAACGAGCUAGAUUGAGCGAGCUAGAUUGAAGAACAUUUGUAGGGUACCUUGUGGAAAUGUGUCGUUAAAACUACUAUCUGUAGUCCCAUGUAGAUGGAUAUCUUGCCGCUAGGUAAGUAUAAAAUUAUGAACUGCGGAAAUAGCUUUAAAAAGUACAGCUUUGUAUUCAUUCAGCGAGGUGAUGAACAUGAAGCGGAAAAAUAGGGCUCCACUGAAAGUUUGUAUAUCUUAGUUGACCAGGUUUAAGGAAACUUCAGUUCGUUUAAUGCAUGCUUGUAGUUAAGUUCGUUGUAUAUUUUGUUUCCCAAUAUAAAUGUCUUGCAUAUUUUGCCUUGGUUUAAAAGUCUGCAUCUUCUUGUCUAGCUCUGUAUGCUUAUAUGUACAGUUAGGGAUUUGAAGUUCGCGAUAUUUCGAGUUCAGCUAUUUUUGUGGUAAGGAAGAAUAUUUUUAAUACUUGGGCCUAUUUGGUUCUUUUAUUUCUAACUUACUCUAAUUGUUCGAACUAGAUGGAUUAAGCUUCUUUAAGUUAUAGUUAUUAAAAUUAUUCGCCACAGCCCUAUGGUACAGUUUAGCAGACGUAGGGGAGCGUGUGGCACCUUUCGAAGGAUUCCCGGUAGGUUAGGGUGGGGGAGUUGGAGGUAUCUCACAGUUCUACUCAUGAAACUGAUUUGUAGUGAAACUCUACAGAAGAGAAAGGGGAAAAAAUGAUGAGGAAAAGAGCAGCGGAAUUUGGGAGCAUGAUUAUAGGAUGAUCAUCCAAAUAUCAACGAGGGAAAAUGUUUAUUUGCUUUAUAAAUACCGGAAAAUUCAUCUUAUUUGGGUUUUUUUUUUUUUUUUUAAUCGGAGUGAUUGUCGCUGAUAGAAAGCUUCUCAGUUCUCAACCAGUUAACUCGUUCUCUCUCGGUCAGUUAUUGCCGUGAGAAAUACAUACGGAGAAUUGAACGCGAUCAAAAUUUGUAAAGAAGAACAGAAUGACAAUUAAAAGGAAAGCAUAGGAAGGUGCGAUUAAGUGCAAAGAAGCAGUGGCUAAAUAAGGUUACUUCCUUUAAGUAAAUAAAUAAAUGAACG
This is a messenger RNA of Pocillopora meandrina, 16345 nucleotides long. Lineage: Eukaryota; Metazoa; Cnidaria; Anthozoa; Scleractinia; Pocilloporidae. The record is from the annotation of a GenBank genome assembly.